GGUAGAAAACACAUGACUUCCACCGGACAGAAUAAAAAUUGAAGGGAAUGCAGUGGUUUCGAAUAUAGUGCCUAAAGAGAUUUAACCAACCCAACAAUCCAAAAUAUAGUUCAUAUUAUUUGAGAAUACCAGAAUGCUGAAACCUAAAGCCUUAGUAGAUGUGCUUGGACAAGCAAACACUGGCGGAGUCAUAAGCACAAUGUUAUUAAACCACAAAGGCUCAUUGCUAGCCUAUGCAGGCAGCGAAGACAAAGAUGUAAAGGUAACUGCUGCUGUGGCAUCAAACAUCUGGGCUGCUUAUGAAAAGGGAGGCAAAAUGGCAUUUCACAAUGAAGGACUUCAGUUCAUGUUCUUAAAUUGUGAGGAGGGAACAGUUGCUGUCACCAAAGUAGCAAACACACUUCUCUGUAUGUAUACACAGCCAGAUGUUGGUUUGGGACUUAUAAAGUCAAAAGCUGAGGCGUUAGCUGAAUAUUUAGAAGAGCCUUUAAGACAAGUGACUUCAUGAAAUAAUUGGUGUUUAGCUUAAAAAAUGUUCAUCUAACAUUUUUGUUACUGCAGGAAUUUUGUAUAUAUUUUUUGUUAAAUUGCAAAUCAAUGCUGUCAUGGUGUAUAAUUCAACUAACUGGAAAUGUUUCUUUUUACCUAAUGAUGAUUGGUUGCUAAUGUAAGUUGGAUCUUGCUGCUAAUGCUAUAUUUUGAUAAUGAAAAUUGGACAAAUUUUAAAAGUAAAAAUCAAAAUUCAGCAUGCCCACUAUCUUAUCUUGCCAUAUUUGGAAACACAUUCGCCUCAAUAUAAGAACUCUUCUGAAAAAUCCAUUAAUCUUUAAUAUUCUGCAGCAGUAAAUUUCUAAAUCGUUUGGUAAACUUAGUUUUAAUUUUGGAAAACUGUAAGAGCAGCAGUAUUAAUAAUUUUGAAUGAUAUUGAAA
Messenger RNA from Rhopilema esculentum, 930 nucleotides. Its product is annotated as ragulator complex protein LAMTOR2. NCBI's taxonomy places the organism in Eukaryota, Metazoa, Cnidaria, Scyphozoa, Rhizostomeae, Rhizostomatidae. Gene Ontology annotation, molecular function: molecular adaptor activity; guanyl-nucleotide exchange factor activity. The record is from RefSeq and is a predicted model, not a curated record. Gene Ontology annotation, biological process: positive regulation of TOR signaling.